This is a messenger RNA of Prunus mume (Japanese apricot), 1613 nucleotides long. The record is from RefSeq and is a predicted model, not a curated record. NCBI's taxonomy places the organism in Eukaryota, Viridiplantae, Streptophyta, Magnoliopsida, Rosales, Rosaceae.
AGACUGAGGGAUGCAUUCGAGUGAAUUCUGAAAAUGGCGUCGUUUUGGCUGGUCUCUCGCGCUUCGCGUAGGUUUCUGAAACCUUCGCAUUCUUUCUCCCGCACCCUAUUUGCAGUUUCUUCUACUUACCAAUUAACCACCACCUCGAAAAAUCCUAAUCCUAACCCUUAUCCCAACGCAACCUUGUUGGGCCCAUUCACUCAAAGGCACCGUUGGACUCCCAGUUGCGUCGAAUUUGAUCUCAGACACAUCUCCAGCUCGUCUUCAUCUACAGGCGCCAAGAACGACGGAAAUCGGGCCAGCAAUGACGCCAAGGUUGAAGUUGAGGCUUCUUGGAUCGACUUGUAUUUGCCGAGACAAGCUCGCCCUUAUGCGAAGCUCGCUCGCCUCGACAGGCCAAUUGGCACCUGGUUGCUCGCUUGGCCUUGUAUGUGGUCAAUAACAUUGGCUGCAAGCCCAGGACACCUUCCUGAUAUUAAGAUGAUGACACUAUUUGGAUGUGGGGCUCUGCUCUUAAGGGGCGCUGGAUGCACCAUAAACGAUCUCCUUGACCGGGAUAUUGAUACCAUGGUAGAACGUACAAAGUUGCGGCCAGUUGCAAGUGGUCUUUUGACACCUUUUAAGGGGCUUUGUUUUCUUGGAUUUCAAUUGCUUUUGGGUCUUGGAAUUCUCCUUCAACUGAAUAAUUAUAGCCGCAUUUUGGGGGCUUCAUCGUUGUUGCUAGUUUUCUCGUAUCCUCUUAUGAAAAGGUUGACAUUCUGGGUAAUCAAACCUCUGCCUCAAGCCUAUCUAGGUUUGACCUUUAAUUGGGGAGCUUUAUUAGGAUGGGCUGCAGUUAAAGGAAGCAUUGAUCCAGCCAUAGUGCUCCCAUUGUACCUUUCUGGAGUUUGCUGGACACUUGUGUAUGAUACGAUAUAUGCACAUCAGGAUAAGGAAGAUGAUCUGAAAGUAGGUGUUAAGUCUACAGCAUUGAGAUUUGGUGAUUCAACUAAGGAGUGGAUUACUGGGUUUGGAAUUAUGUGCAUCAGCAGUCUUGCCGUCAGUGGAUAUAAUGCUGAAAUUGGUUUUGUUGCCUCCUUUAUUUUCAUAUUCUAUUUGUUUUAUUUUUCUAAUUUUUUCUUUUACCGUUAUUGGAACUUCAAUCCAAUUAUUUUUACUUAUGCCGCAUACUCACACCAAUCUUUCAACCACGGAGCAGGGUGGCCAUACUAUGCAUUUUUGGCGGCUGCAUCUGGACAAUUAGCUUGGCAGAUUUGGACUGCCGACCUUUCAUCCCGGGUUGAUUGCAACAGAAAAUUUGUGUCGAACAAGUGGUUUGGUGCUAUUAUUUUCAGUGGAAUCCUAUUUGGAAAACUUUCAUCAUAGGGAAUUUUUGAAGGUGGAAUUUUUGAGGAAAUUCCCUGAUUAAAUAAGUGGAGGCUGCAAGACGGUUGAUAUGCUGCACCCGAAGUACAACAAUGAAGGAUAUGAAUAUUGUCUUUACUAUUUGUGGUGGAGAGAUAAGUAUACUUUAAAAUAGACCCCUUUUUUGUAGGGGCAGAACAAUUUUGACUAACAUAGGCGUCAAUGUUGUAACAUUCUUUAUGGGUGAUAUUGUUGUAAGACCGUUAUUU